Esox lucius (northern pike) is the source of this 1515-nucleotide messenger RNA. It is a transcript of the gene htr6, whose product is annotated as 5-hydroxytryptamine (serotonin) receptor 6. The record is from RefSeq and is a predicted model, not a curated record. Bases 1 to 1272 code for a protein of 423 amino acids. The transcript has 4 exons. Gene Ontology annotation, biological process: chemical synaptic transmission; G protein-coupled receptor signaling pathway, coupled to cyclic nucleotide second messenger. Lineage: Eukaryota; Metazoa; Chordata; Actinopteri; Esociformes; Esocidae. Gene Ontology annotation, cellular component: dendrite; membrane. Gene Ontology annotation, molecular function: neurotransmitter receptor activity; G protein-coupled serotonin receptor activity.
AUGGGUGACUCCGCCUUACCUGGCUUAGAGGCAGCAGGUGUGGAGACUGUUCACCAUUUUGGAAGCUCCAACGGCAGCUUGUCCAAGAGCAGUGCUUGGGGAAUCAGUGGCAGUGGUCCGUGGCUUUUGGCGUGCAUGCUGACCCUCAUCAUCCUGAUGACGGCUUGUGGCAACACAUUGCUGAUCGCUCUGGUGUUCGCCCGGCGCUCCUUACGCAACACCUCGAACUGUUUCCUAGUAUCUCUCUUUCUGUCAGACCUGAUGGUGGCGCUGGUGGUGAUGCCGCCGGCAAUGCUGAAUGUGCUAUGCGGGGCCUGGGUGCUGCGGCCGGGCUUCUGCCCCGUCUGGCUCUGCUUCGACGUCAUGUGCUGCAGUGCCUCCAUUCUCAACCUGUGUGUGAUCAGCCUGGACCGCUACCUCCUCAUUAUCUCCCCUCUCCUCUACAAGCAGAGGAUGACCCACCCCCGGGCCCUACUUCUGGUGGGAGGGGCCUGGGGACUGGCCGCUCUCACCUCCUUCUUACCCAUCAAGAUGAACUGGCACAGCUUGGGCCACGGGAGAGGCCAUUCCCCACUGCCCUUCCAGUGUCGUCUGCGGGUGACCUUGCCUUUUGCCCUGGUGGCAUCUGCCCUCACCUUCUUCCUGCCAUCUUGUGCCAUUUGCUUCACUUACUGUCGAAUUCUUCUAGUGGCGCGGAGACAAGCAAGGCGCGUGGCAGCGCUAAGUCACCCUCCACACCCACACCAUUCACCCGGGCAGCCUUCUCACCCUCCCUCACCAGGUGGGGGCGCCACAGGACAACGGCGACUGGCCCACAGGCAGGGCCGGAGGGCAGCAAAGGCGAGUCUGACUUUGGGAGUCCUGCUAGGUCUCUUCUUCAGUGCUUGGCUACCCUUUUUCAUCACCAACAUGGCCCAGGCAAUAUGCGAUUGCGUUUCCCCGGCGCUCUUUGAUGCCAUCACCUGGCUGGGCUACUGUAACAGCACCAUGAACCCUAUCAUCUACCCGCUGUUCAUGCGUGAUUUCAAACGGGCCCUGGGGCAACUGCUGCCCUGCUGCCCUACCCAUUCACCACGCAGACCCUCACCGGCACUAUCCCUCUCUCUCCGCAAUUCCGGGGAGCCCAACCUGGCCUCAGAACCCCCCUCUCUGGCGUCUGACCCCCCACAGCCCCUCGCCACCGCCACAGACGCAGUCAACCUGUUUGAUGCAGAACAUGCUGGAAUUGAGUUGCCCCUUCUGCUGCCCAAUCAGGUAGACACGCUGGACUGAAAGGGAGAAUUGGACAUAGAGAAGAGAAUGAUUGUGAUGCUGUAAGUGUAAUAUAUGGUUGGUUGGAGGAAAAUGUGUAUAAUUGAACACAUCAAUGUGGCACUGUUGUAAUUUAGUGCAUAUACAGGCACCAGUGGAUGAGGAAGAGUUAGGUGCUGAAAAUCACUGACUGAUGGCAUGGGAUGACUUCAUUUGAAUGUCAUUGUAUUGCUUUUCCAUAAGUAGAAGGCUUAGUCUAUAGUU